Populus trichocarpa (black cottonwood) is the source of this 747-nucleotide messenger RNA. RefSeq names its product glycine-rich protein 23. NCBI's taxonomy places the organism in Eukaryota, Viridiplantae, Streptophyta, Magnoliopsida, Malpighiales, Salicaceae. The transcript has a single exon. The record is from RefSeq and is a predicted model, not a curated record. Bases 135 to 599 code for a protein of 154 amino acids.
GGUUAUUAGAUGAGAAGAUGAGAAAAAUUUAAGACUCUCAACUGUACUCUUCACGUACAUCUCUAUAAAACCCUCCACUUUUGAUCACCAGAUCAGUAUCAUCUUGGAGUAGCUUGCUAUCAGAACUUGGCAAGAUGGCUUCUAAAUUGCUUCUUCUUUUGCUUUUUAGUGCUCUAGUUUGCUCCACCAGUGCUAGGAAACUUGUAGGUACUGAAAAGGGUUCAUUUGAGGACGAGAAAAAUUUGUUUCACCGCCCUGGGUUUGGUGGUGGAGCUGGAGGAGGUGGUGGGUUUGGCGGUGGAGGUGGUGGUGGGCUAGGUGGUGGAGCUGGAUUUGGUGGGGGUGCUGGUGGGGGGGCUGGAGGUGGAUUGGGAGGAGGUGCUGGUGGGGGUGGUGGAUUUGGAGGUGGUGGAGGGGGAGGAGUGGGUGGCGGUGCUGGCGGUGGGUUUGGAGGUGGUGCUGGUGCUGGUGGUGGCCUUGGAGGUGGAGCUGGAGGUGGAGGAGGAUUUGGAGGAGGUGGUGGUGGCGGACUUGGUGGUGGAGCUGGUGGCGGGUUUGGCGGCGGCGCUGGUGGCGGGUUGGGUGGCGGAUUUCCUUAAAAGAAUUAAGAUGUUGCUAUUCCAAAUAAUUUACUAUUGUUACUAAUGUGGGUUUGGAGGCGGUACCAUAUGUUAAGACAACCACUCAAGAUGUAUCUCUGUUAUGUUCUGUCGCUUAUAUAUGAAGUAUUUCUACUUUCAGCUUUAA